Andrographis paniculata is the source of this 1041-nucleotide messenger RNA. Its product is annotated as GLABRA2 expression modulator-like. The record is from RefSeq and is a predicted model, not a curated record. Lineage: Eukaryota; Viridiplantae; Streptophyta; Magnoliopsida; Lamiales; Acanthaceae. The transcript has 4 exons. Bases 124 to 795 code for a protein of 223 amino acids.
CUUUGAAACAGUUUUUGUGGGAAAGAGAAUUCGUGAGUUUUACCACUAAACACGCUGAAGAGCAAAUGCAUUUGCACUGCGUUGGAGAGGAUCGCGGCAACUGAAACGCCGAGACUCGCCACCAUGGAAUCGCCGCCGUUCCCCAGGGAUUUCGAUCACCGAUCCGCUAAUCCUUACGUCAGUCACUCACCGUCUCCUUCCGCCAAUUCCUCUUCGUCCUUCAAUUUCAGAGAUACAAUGGAUAGUGUGAAGGAUAUGCUGGGAAGAUGGAGGAAAAGAGUGGGAGAAGCUACAAGGCGGGCUGAGGAUCUUGCAGGCAACACUUGGCAACACUUGAAAACAAGCCCAAGUUUAACUGAUGCUGCCCUAGGAAGAAUUGCACAAGGAACGAAGGUCCUAACUGAAGGUGGUUAUGAAAAAAUAUUCCGGCAAACAUUUGAGACAGAUCCUGAUGAACAACUGAUAGAUGCAUUCGCAAGCUACCUGUCCACAUCUGUUGGUCCUGUCAUGGGAGUUUUGUAUGUCUCCACAGCAAUGCUAGCAUUUUGCAGCGAUAACCCACUUUCCUAUCAAGCUGCUGAUAAAAAUGACUGGAGCUAUUAUAAGAUUGUGAUUCCACUGCAUCAACUCAAGGCCGUCAACACAACUGCAAGUAAAACAAAUUCUGCUGAAAAAUACAUCCAGGUUAUAUCUGUGGACGACCACGAAUUUUGGUUUAUGGGCUUUCUGGAUUAUGCCGGAGCAGUGAAAUGCUUGCACGAAACCCAGCAAUAUUGUGGUGUCCAUUCUGUGUAAACGAUUGAGCCUCAACCAGGUACCCACCCUACUGUGAAGUACAUAGUUUGCAAUGAUCCAUCUGUUUUUACUUGUGUAUUUUUCUCAAUGAUGGAUGCAUGCAUGCCAGCCUGCCUCUGUUGAUCAAUCAAUGGUGUGUGUGAUUCGUGUUCUUGUUCUUGUUCUUUAAUAUUACUUCUUCUUCUACAUGAACUGACAUCCAUUUUUUGCAAUAUAGAGGAGUGACUCAUUUGUUGGAUUGGUUUA